Messenger RNA from Pimephales promelas (fathead minnow), 1042 nucleotides. Lineage: Eukaryota; Metazoa; Chordata; Actinopteri; Cypriniformes; Leuciscidae. The record is from RefSeq and is a predicted model, not a curated record.
CUUCACAGUGAAAUGUAAAACUUCCGAAAUCUCUGUGUAAACACAAUGAGUGAUGUACACACGUGAGAGAUCACUUCACAGUUUUACAGUGCAGUAAUUUUCAAGUAUAACCGGGUCUGUAAAGUAUAUUUGAAGUAUAGGAGUGGCAUAUUUUGAGUUUUGGUAUUAGUGCUAGUUUUUAGGCUAGUUUAAUUGGGCUAUUUUUGAUUGGCCAAAGGGCUGAUUUUGUUAAACAGAUCUGGCAACCCUGUUAAGACAGCAGUCCUUAUUGACUUUCAGCAGUAGUGAUACUAUACUAAACCCUCCUGCCAUCAUUAUUUAAAUUCAAGCAUUACUCUGUCAAAUUGACCAUAUCACAGCUCAAAGUCACAUUUUGUUGUGCUUGAUUUAGUCUAUUUGACAGUGAACGCAUUUAUCUCUAGUAUCUCAUGAAGUUUCAGGCUGAAAAGGUUCCACUAAAUGAAUCUCUGUUGGAGGGUAAGGGGUCAAACAGUCCUGCAACUGCUCUUAGUGAGAGAUGUGCUCUUGCAGUUGUACUACUAUGCAGCCAUGCUGGCGGAUGUGCUGUUGCGGGUCUCCUGGGCUAUAAAUAUCCUCCUGGCUCAGAUGAAGGAUUCAUCUGCGGCUGCCACUGCAAGUGCCCUGCUGGCACCACUGGAAGUCCUCAGGCGUUGUAUUUGGAAUCUCUUUCGGCUUGAGAACGAGCAGCUGAAAAACUGUGAGAAAUGUUGUGCUGUUCGUGAUUUCUGGAACAUCUGGAGGCAUCUGGAAAAGGAUCAGAAUGUGAUGUAUAAAGAUCAUAAAAAAAUUACCACACAUGGCACCAAAUGCUGUUUACCUUUCCCAAAUCAGAGGGUAAAGGAGACAAAACUGCCUGCUGGGGGAACAGAUGCAGAGAUUCGUCCAUGUAUUUAAGGAAGAAAAUCUAUCCGUAUGCAAAUGAACAAGAUUCAAAAUUUAUCUCUGAAUGUCUAGACCUCGUUGAGACAUUUCACAUGUAUUGUAUUUUCUGUAUUCAAGUAAAACUGAGCUAAUGAUUUCA